Molecule: messenger RNA, 3231 nt
Organism: Haliotis rufescens (red abalone)
Lineage: Eukaryota; Metazoa; Mollusca; Gastropoda; Lepetellida; Haliotidae
Product: serine/threonine-protein phosphatase 6 regulatory ankyrin repeat subunit B-like
Exons: 9
Coding region: 1-3231 (1076 amino acids)
Molecular function (GO): protein binding
Source: RefSeq, a predicted model, not a curated record
AUGACCUGUCCAACUCAUCUAACAUUGUUUUCCUGCUCCAGGUUGUUCAGUUAUUCAGUUUCCCAGUAUGACCUGUCCAACUCCUCUAACGUUGUUUCCCUGCUCCAGGUCGUUCAGUACCCCAGUCGUUCAGUACCCCAGUAUGACCUGUCCAACUCGUCUCACGUUGUUUUCCUGCUCCAGGUCGAUCAGUAUCCCAGUUGUUCAGUACCCCAGUAUGACCUGUCCAACUCGUCUAACGUUGUUUUCCUGCUCCAGGUUGUUCAGUAUCCCAAGUCUCUUCGCAUCAGGAUCAAGCAGCUGAAUGAAGUGUUUAAGGAAACUCACACUCUUCAUAAAGCAGAAGAACUUCUGAAAAGGCACAACCAUGUGGCAAUUAUUGGAGCUCCUGGAGAAGGGAAAACAAGCACUGCUCUCAAGAUAUGUGAGAAAUAUCUCCACAAAAAAUAUGAAGUUGUGUUUGUUGAUAAUUUUGAGAUAUUUGAUGUGGAUACAAUCAUUCAACGAACAUGUAACAUGCUGGUUGUGUUUGAUGAUAUAUUUGGUUCUGUGACGGUUCCUUCUAAUUGUGAGAAAAUUCACAAAGUCUCGACUGCCCUGGUUGACGCUUUAUUUCAACAGGAACAUGAUGCCAUGAAGCAGAAACCAAAUAAGCAAGAAGAAACUCAAGCAGGUGAGAUACAAAACAAAGCCCACAAGCUCCACUUUAUUUUCUCAUCCAGAAGCUACAACUGGAAUGAAGGACGUGGAAGAAUGCACCAGUUCAAGGUAAAUCUCUUCAAGCCUGAAAGUGUCAUUGACAUGACCAAGACCGGCCUGACUACCGAGGAGAAGAAAUCUAUUAUGAAUUCGUUCGAGAAAAGAAGUAAAAAACGUGAUAUCUCAAACCAGGACAAGAACACCAUUAUUCAGUUACAAGACAGCAUGUUUGGAUUUCCUCUGAUCUGUCAACUGUAUUGUACCAACCCAGCCUUCCAGAUGCACAACAUUAUUGACUUCUUCCAGAAACCUGUGACCUACCUGAGAGGUGACCUUGACACCAUUGUCCGUGAAGGCAGCAGCAGGUCGGCAACUCUCGUUCUCCUUGUUCUGUGUGGAGGGAAGUUGGACCUUGUCUCCUUUAAGGCGAGAGAGAAGAAUCUCACCAAUCUGUUUCAGGCUGUAAAGGAGGAGAUAGCGUCUUGCACUCAAACAGACAUUGGCAGGGAGAUCAUCAACUUCACCGGCACCUACUGUACGGUGGAGAAUCAUGUAGCCUCCUUCUCACAUCCAUCCAUCUACGAUGCUGCAGCAUGUGCCUUGGGGAAUCUCAAUGAAGUCUUUGUACUGGAACAUUGUUCUCUGCAGUUUUUACUUGAAAAGGGAGCUGAUCUGUCACUUACUGAUACAGGCAACAAUGACUGCCUGAUGUUGGCAAGUGAGAGGGGUAACGUGUCUAUAGUGAAACACCUGCUGUCCUUGAAAGUACUGGACAUCAACAGACGAGACAGUUUAAAGGAACAAACAGCAGUUAUGAUGGCAGCUGAAAGAGGACACUAUGGUGUUUAUAAUCUUCUGGUGUUGGAGGGAGCUGAUCUGUCACUUACUGAUACAGGCAACAAGGACUGCCUGAUGUUGGCAUGUGAGGGAGUGAAACACCUUCUGUCCUUGAAAACAUUUGACAUCAACAGACGUGGGGGGUCAAGGAAACAAACAGCUGUUAUGAUGGCAGCUGAAGGAGGAUGCAGUGAUUUUUAUAAUCUUCUUGUGUUGGAAGGAGCUGAUCUGUCACUUACUGAUAGAGACAACAAUGACUGCCUGAUGUUGGCAUGUUUGAGAAAUAAGGUGUCUAUAGCGAAACACCUGCUCUCCUUGAAAAUACUGGACAUCAACAGACGAGACAGUUUAAAGGAACAAACAGCAGUUAUGAUUGCAGCCGAAGGAGGACACUAUGAUAUUUAUAAUCUUCUUGUGUUGGAGGGAGCUGAUCUGUCACUUAUUGAUAAAGCCAACAAAGACUGCCUGAUGUUGGCAUGUAUUGGGGGUAACAUGUCUAUAGUGAAACACCUGCUGUCCUUGAAAACAUUUGACAUCAACAGACGAGAUAGAUCACGGAAACAAACAGCUGUUAUGAUGGCAGCUGAAGGAGGACACUGUGAUGUUUUUAAUCUUCUUGUGAUGGAGGGAGCUGAUUUGUCACUUACUGAUACAGGCAACAAGGACUGCCUGAUGUUGGCAAGUGAGAGGGGUGACGUGUCUAUAGUGAAACACCUGCUGUCCUUGAAAAUACUGGACAUCAACAGACGUAGGGGGUCACGGAAACAAACAGCUGUUAUGAUGGCAGCUGAAGGAAGACACUAUGAUAUUUAUAAUCUUCUUGUGUUGGAGGGAGCUGAUUUGUCACUUACUGAUGAUGACAAAAUGGACUGCCUGAUGUUGGCAAGUGAGAGGGGUGACGUGUUUAUAGUGAAACACCUGCUGUUUUUGAAAACAUUGGACAUCAACAGAUGUGGGGGGUCACGGAAACAAACAGCUGUAAUGAUGGCAGCUGAAAGAGGACACUGUGCUGUUUAUAAUCUUCUUGUGAUGGAGGGAGCUGAUCUGUCACUUGCUGAUGGUAACAACAUGGACUGCCUGAUGUUGGCAAGUGAGAAGGGUUACGUGUCUAUAGUGAAACACCUCCUGUCCUUGAAAACAUUUGACAUCAACAGGCGAGAAGGAUCAAAGAAACAAACAGCAGUUAUGCUGGCAGUUGAAAGAGGACACUGCAACAAGGACUGCCUGAUGUUGGCAAGUGAGAGGGGUUACGUGUCUAUAGUGAAACACCUGCUGUCCUUGAAAACAUUGGACAUCAACAGGCGAGAUAGAUCAUGGAAACAAACAGCAGUUAUGAUGGCAGCUAAAAGAGGAGACUAUGAUGUUUAUAAUCUUCUGGUGUUGGAGGGAGCUGAUCUGUCACUUACUGAUAAAGGCAAAAAGGACUGCCUGAUGUUGGCAAGUGAGGGAGAAAACAAGGACUGCCUGAUGUUGGCAAGUGAGGGAGGUAACGUCUCUAUAGUGAAACACCUCCUGUCCUUGAAAACAUUUGACAUCAACAGACGUGGGGGGUCAUGGAAAGUAACAGCACUUAUGAUGGCAGCUGAAAAUGGACAUUAUGAUGUAUAUUAUCUUCUUGUGUUGGAGGGAAUUGAUCUGUCACUCGGUAAUGAAGACAAUGUGGACAAUUUGAGGGAAGCAAGGUGUCGAAAGUGA